AUGGAUAAGAGAGGGGUUGUGAUUGCUCUCAUACUGUUAAUUCAAGCAUGUGGUCCACUUGUUGCUCAGACUGAAGCCCCUGCUCCUCCUGGUCUCAUGCAGAGGCUGACAGAGAGAGCAAAGGAGGUCAGAGAGAAGGUCCAGAGGGUGGGAGGGGCAGUGGUGGGUUUUGCUGGGACCUAUUAUGAGGAUCACCUGCAGCCAGCCGCCUCCAGCUACUUCCAAUGGGCCUCGAGUUGGGGAAAAAGCCUGCGGGAGAUGCCCCCCUAUAUCAUCGAGUCCAGAUGUGAGCUCCGACUUACAGACAACUCACUUUCAGAGCGGACUGUCACCAGAGCAGCAGCAGACAUGAAUGCCAAAAUUACCUUUGCGGUCUUCCUCGCCCUGCAGGUCUCCUUGAGCCUGUGCGAAAUCCCAACACCUGACGCCGAACUCAUGGACAAAUACAAUGACCUGAAGAACACAUUCUUCAGAAGGCUCACUAACGCCUACGGCAAGCUCACAGCAGCCGCCAACGCCAACGAGAACACUCAGGCUGCCCGCGACGCCAUCACUGAGCUGCAGAACAGGGAGCAGGUCGGAGUGGCCAUGCAAGUCUUCAAGGCUGUUGGUGAGGAGAUGGAACCAGUUGUAGACAGGGUUCGUUCUGCUGCUCUGGGUACCUACGGUACAUACCUGCGUCCCUACAUCGGCGAGUACCUGCAGGACGGCAUAACCCGCGCCAAGGCCAUCCUGGAUCAAGUCCUGCCAGUGGAGAACUAA
Knipowitschia caucasica is the source of this 762-nucleotide messenger RNA. The record is from the annotation of a GenBank genome assembly. NCBI's taxonomy places the organism in Eukaryota, Metazoa, Chordata, Actinopteri, Gobiiformes, Gobiidae.